UUUCCGGUUCCGGCGCCCGCCUCUCGCUCUCUGUUUCAGCUUCGUCGUUCGGUGGCAGUCAGGAGAGAAGUCCGAGGCGGAAGAUGGUGGCCAAACAACGGAUCCGCAUGGCCAACGAGAAGCACAGUAAAAACAUCACCCAGCGGGGCAACGUAGCUCGGAGCACCAGGCCCCUUCAGGAGGAGAGGGCUCCAGUAGCCCCCUGGUUGCUGGCGUUGUUUGUAUUUGUGGUGUGUGGAUCAGCCAUUUUCCAGAUUAUUCAGAGCAUCAGGAUGGGAGCUUGAAGGACAGUCCAGUCAGCGGUAACGGUUCUCUCCUCGGCCACGGUUAUUUUGUUUCUUGGACUCUGACCAACUCCUGACCCCCCCUCUCGGACUGCACUGUGAAAACUCUCGUCUUACAAGCCGCCAAUACUGAAAAGCCUGCACCCUUCAGUCAGUAUUUCACAGCAAUAACCAAUAUGGGUGCACACUGUAGACGGCAUUAUAUAGAAAGUGUAAAAUAUAUUCUAUAAAUUAUACAGAAUCAAAGCAACAUGAAUUCCUCUGAGUGCCUCACUGGCAAAUCUGAGCAGUGUUCCAGGUAUGCAUCAGUACACAUUCCAGCUGUUCGAGGUCUGCUUCCAUGGACUAGCUGCCCACUUAGAGAACCUGCCUGGCCUCCCUCACCAGCAUCGCCUCUGCACAUCUGCUCAAAGGAGCUUUAGAAAUCGCUGAUAGUGUUGGAACUUUGUCCUUUGAUCUCAGCAGUCCUGGCUUGUCUUUGGACUCUGGCCGUGGACUGCAAACCCUCCCCCACCCUGUGCACUCCUCUGAUCUUUAGUCAAUCAAUCUCUUUUACACCUUUUUUAACGUCCGUUUGAU
This is a messenger RNA of Stegostoma tigrinum, 863 nucleotides long. RefSeq names its product stress-associated endoplasmic reticulum protein 2. Gene Ontology annotation, cellular component: endoplasmic reticulum. Bases 84 to 284 code for a protein of 66 amino acids. Gene Ontology annotation, biological process: endoplasmic reticulum unfolded protein response. The transcript is spliced from 3 exons. NCBI's taxonomy places the organism in Eukaryota, Metazoa, Chordata, Chondrichthyes, Orectolobiformes, Stegostomatidae. The record is from RefSeq and is a predicted model, not a curated record.